UUUCUAUCUUCUUCUGUACAUUAUUUGUACUCAUUCAAAAGACAUAUAAAUAGUACUACUCACUAUAGUAAGUAGAUGCAACUCACCCAUAUCCACAGAAACCAAAACAAAUCCUUUCAACUUCAAAGAAAUUGCCAUGGUUUGAUCCAUUAGUACUAUACACACAAACCAAAAUGAAGAAACCUAUAAUUCUUUAUUUGAUUCUAUUUUUGUUUACAAAUCUAAACACACCCCUUUUUGCAGGAUCUUCAUCUGAUUACACUACAUUGAUCUACAAAGGUUGUUCAAAAGAAACUUUCACAGAUCCAAGUGGAAUAUACUCCCAAACACUUUCCACACUCUUUGGUUCACUAGUUUCACAAUCCACCAAAACAAAAUUCUACAAAACCACUUCUGGCAGUGGCCAAAACAGCAUAACAGGUUUGUUUCAGUGUAGAGGAGAUCUCACCAAUUCUGACUGCUACAACUGUGUAAACAAGCUUCCAAUUUUGUCUAACAAACUAUGCGGCAAAACCAUAGCUGCAAGAGUUCAACUACUAGGUUGUUAUCUACUCUAUGAAGUUGUUGGUUAUGUUCAGAUAUCAGGUAUGCAGAUGCUGUACAAGACAUGUGGUGCAACGAAUGUUGCUGGAAUUGGUUUCGGAGAGAGAAGAGAUGCUGCUUUUUCUGUGAUGGAAAAUGGUGUGGCUAGUGGUCAUGGUUUUUAUACAACUAGCUAUAUGGCUUUUUAUGUUUUGGGACAGUGUGAAGGUGAUGUUGGUGACUCUGAUUGUGGACAGUGUGUGAAAAAUGCUGUUCAGAGAGCUCAAGUUGAAUGUGGUUCAUCAAUUUCAGGACAAGUGUUUUUGCAUAAGUGUUUUGUUAGUUUUAGCUAUUAUCCUAAUGGAGUUCCAUCUAGAUCGUCUCAAUCUUCAUACUCCUCAUUUUCUUCAGGGCAAAAUCCAGGGAAAACAGCUGCUAUAAUACUAGGAGGAAUUGCUGGAGUGGCUUUUAUAGUUAUAUUCUUGUUAUUUGCUAGGAAUUUGAGAAAGAAACACAGUGAUUAUUGACAGAAGCAGAAAAUGACUCUGAGAAGGCAAAGUUAUCUUCUGAUGAAUUUUUUCUUACAUAUUUAUGGUGAAUAAUUUGAUUGAUUUAGUAGGAAAAUCAUAUGAGGUGUUCCAAAAUAGUAAUGAUUAUUGUAAUAAAUGUUUAGAAGGGUUAGUAUUAUUUGUCAUCAUUAGCGGAUGAAAAUUUUGGGCCAUAUCAUAUUUGUUGUUGAGCCAUGUGGUUAGUUAUCUUUUUCAUUAUCUAGUUUUUCAUUGACUUCAAUGCUUUUGGAAAGUUGCAACUUGCAUUCUCCCUAGUUUUAUGUUUUUUUCUACCCUGAAAUACACAGAAUUUCCUAUAAUAUAAUAGCAACUUUGUAUUAAGAAUAUAUACUUUUUACCCCGAGAAAUUAUUAAUGUCUAUGUUAUUAUUUAUAAUAUACUUCGGUUUUAACAUUCCCGUGGUAAAUAUUUGAAUGAAGAAACAAUAUAAUGCCUAUGUUACUACACAAAAUGGAAUUUUGGCGAUACUUGUUACACUGUAUGUUUGACAUUUUUACAAGUACAAAUGCUGGCAUUAACAGUUUGGG
Messenger RNA from Vicia villosa (hairy vetch), 1618 nucleotides. Its product is annotated as plasmodesmata-located protein 2-like. Gene Ontology annotation, biological process: transport of virus in multicellular host; plasmodesmata-mediated intercellular transport. Bases 174 to 1049 code for a protein of 291 amino acids. Gene Ontology annotation, cellular component: plasmodesma. The transcript has 3 exons. The record is from RefSeq and is a predicted model, not a curated record. Lineage: Eukaryota; Viridiplantae; Streptophyta; Magnoliopsida; Fabales; Fabaceae.